Messenger RNA from Opisthorchis viverrini, 1837 nucleotides. RefSeq lists its product as hypothetical. The record is from RefSeq and is a predicted model, not a curated record. Gene Ontology annotation, cellular component: Golgi apparatus; motile cilium; microtubule. NCBI's taxonomy places the organism in Eukaryota, Metazoa, Platyhelminthes, Trematoda, Opisthorchiida, Opisthorchiidae. Gene Ontology annotation, biological process: cell motility. Gene Ontology annotation, molecular function: small GTPase binding; microtubule binding. The coding region runs from base 1 to 1584 and encodes 527 amino acids. The transcript is spliced from 8 exons.
AUGCCAUGUUUGAAGAAGCUUGGCAAACAGGUUUUUCCCGUUGACCCAGCAAACGUCAGCGGCGCUAAGAAUGCAGCGACUUGGACGAAAGUGGACAAGGAACGUUCUUCGCUGAACGAGUACCUCACGAUAUCCAUACCGGGUCCUCUGGCUUCGAAGAAAGUCAUACAACUUUCUGACGCGGCUACAAAGACCGCCACAGCAUCUCUAGUGGACAGGCGCCUAAGGGCAAACAGACCGAUAAUCUGGGGGUUAUUCUCAGGAAAAUUCAUGCCAGCGAAGCUGGCAAAAUCUAUCCUUAGCAAUGUCCUCACUAAGACUGAUAAAUCGCUCCAAGCAGAAUGGCUACGCCAGAAGGGAAUUGAUGGAAUUUCCACGGCAGAAAUGAGUCACACCCAAUUGGAGGAGCAUAUUAUACGUCUGAGAGAGGAAUUAGACAGAGAAAGAGAGGAACGAAACUUCUUUCAUCUCGAAAAGGAUAAGAUAAACACAUUUUGGGAGAUCACGAAAUCCCAGCUGGAAGACGUUCGUUCGGAGCUGCGGACGAAAGAAAGGGAGAUGGAAGAGGCUGAGGAACGGCACCACUUAGAACUCAAAGUUUACAAACAAAAAGUGAAGCAUUUGCUAUACGAACACCAAAACAGAGAAACUGAGUUAAAGUCCGAAUCAGCAACUGUGGCAAAAAUUCUGCAAGCUGAAAACGCGGAAGUGGAGGAAUUCUUAAGAAAAGACCAGCGUAAUUUAAAGUGCCAGAUGAGCGAAAACAUAUGUCACAACGCAGAACACGUCAAAGAGCUCAAGAAGGAUUAUGAGAAACAGAUUCGUCAAGAUUUUGAGACAAAACUCAAUGAGCAACAGAAAUGUCACCAAGAAAGGAUAAAGAUCAUGGUGGAUGACCUCAAUUUGCAAAGGAAAAAUGAACUUCAUGACAUUGAAGAACGGAAAAACAACCAUAUCAACAGAAUAAUGCAGGACCAUGAUAAAGCCUUCAGUGACAUGAAAAACUAUUAUAACGAUAUAACUGUAAACAACAUGGCACUCAUAAGCAGCUUGAAGGAACAACUCGCCGAACAGAAAAAGAAUCAAGAGCGUCUAGAACGUCAGAUAUCCGAACUGCAGGCAGAAAAUCGCCGUCUAGUUGAACCACUCAAGAAAGCUUGCGAGGAAAACGAGGAUCUUAAGCGCCGAAUGACGAACUAUGAAAAGGAUAAAGCUUUGUUCAAGAUGGAAAAGGAACGAGAUGAGCUUUACGAACGGUUCGUUGCCGCGAUUCAAGAAGUGCAACAAAAGACUGGACUGAAAAAUCUGUUGUUGGAGAAACGUCUGCAAGCCCUCACCGACGUGGUUGAAAAGAAGGAAGUUCAGCUGAAUGAAGUCCUUGCGGCAAGUAAUUUGGAUCCGGCAGCAGUGACCGCAGUUUCACACAAAUUAAAUGCCCACAACGACUUACUGGCGACUUGUGAGGGUAAACUGCGACAGUUUGGUAUCCCUCCAGAAGAACUUGGCUUCCAACCGCUCAAGACUUCAGCACCCAAACAGACUUUGGGUCAGGGCCCGGCAGGACUGGUCUCCGUACCUCCUUGAAGCAAGAACGUUGAGUAGGGACCAGCGGACAACACCACCACCGUUGAUUGGAUUCUGAGCCACAAAGAGCGCAUCAUAUCAUUUUAUACAGAACAUCUUCGUGAACCAGAUUAUUAAUACUUCGUCCUUGCCAAACUAUAUCUCACGCAUACUUUACUCCGAGGAUCAUGUAUUAUUCAAUGCAUAGCUGUCUUGAAUUUCGUUGCACACCACGACCUCUCCUGAUAUUUUAACCAAAAAUAUAAGACAAGGA